Molecule: messenger RNA, 1197 nt
Organism: Seminavis robusta
Lineage: Eukaryota; Bacillariophyta; Bacillariophyceae; Naviculales; Naviculaceae
Source: the annotation of a GenBank genome assembly
GAAACUCUUCUCAAGACCUUCAUCAGACCAAGAGACUUCAGACCCAGUUGCUCACAAAAUCAGCCGUCACCUUUUCAAGGCAACAUAAAACAAAGAUCCCAACAAACCACAAACUCACGAACCAAGAACAACCAACAGAGACACAAAACCACAAAACACAAAACACAAAACACAAAACACAAAACCACAACCACAAAACACAAAACAAUCAAGAUGGCAAACUGGUUCGACAACAAGACUCAAGCACCCAUGGGCUGGGCGCAACGACUGCUGCUGGAACAGGAACUAAAGAUCCGCAGUCCCCAGAACAUCCCGCUCGCUGCCUCUCGAAGGGUAUACAGUCCUCUGGCGGCUUCUCGUCGCGUCUACAGUCCACUUGCGCACCUUCACAACAGUGGCAGUCAAUCUCCUCAGCUCUCUCCUGCUCUCAUGAACAAGACAUUGGCUCAGCUAGAAACGCAAGCACAAGACUCCCGUCUUCAUAAGUUGGCAACUGUUGCCACCAGCACAUCCCUCGCCUUGGACUUGGCGCGAAAGCAAAAGCUUCGGUAUCAGCAACAACAAGAACUCCAUCAGAGACAAGUGCAAAUCCAGGAACAAAACAGCAACUGUAUCACGGAACCAUCGAAUAUCGAUGUGUUGCUUGGCCGUGGCGGACGCUCCAACCAUCAUGUUGGCAAUGAACGUUUCCGAGAACUUAUCCGCAGCAACCGACCACGCUACAAUGAUCUCCCCAAGCACGAGAAGAUCAAGCUAAGUCGUGCCGUUGUUGCCACUAUCCAUGAACUUGGUGGACGCUUCUUGGAGCCAGCCAAGGACGGCAAGUACUAUGUGGUGGCUCCCAACAAGAGGGCAGUCGAGAAGACGUCUCAGUGCUUGCGAGAAAAGCGAGCUGAUGGACCCCAAAAGUCAAUAUCGGCCGCUGCCAUGAAGGCUGCCGCCGCCAUCAAAAUGGCCGCACCCCGCCCCACCUUGGAGCUUGUCAGAACCACUUCCGGGGCCGCCUGAACCAAGAAUACAACCGCGAAGAUCGACACAUAUCAGCCAACACAACUCCCAAGCGUUGAUGCUGCUAAGGGACAGCAACACUAGAAACAACUCAUAGCCCAACUAGCCAGUAGCACUUACUUAUUCCAAGAUCACUCAUUUGCCGCAAGCAAAUCAGGCUGCGUUGCUGCUGCAGCGGCAGUACCAGUA